Messenger RNA from Abrus precatorius (Indian licorice), 1095 nucleotides. Its product is annotated as WAT1-related protein At4g08290-like. The coding region runs from base 1 to 1095 and encodes 364 amino acids. Gene Ontology annotation, molecular function: transmembrane transporter activity. Gene Ontology annotation, cellular component: plasma membrane. Lineage: Eukaryota; Viridiplantae; Streptophyta; Magnoliopsida; Fabales; Fabaceae. The record is from RefSeq and is a predicted model, not a curated record. The transcript has 7 exons.
AUGAAAGCAUCAUGUUGUGCUAGUUUUGGCACAAGCUUCUAUAAGGCAAAGCCUUAUUUGUUAACGGUGGGAUUGCAAUUUGGGUUCGCCGGAGCAUACCUCUUCUCCAUUGCCAGUCUCAACCAUGGAAUGAACCGUUUUGUCUUCAUUUUCUACCGCAAUGCCAUAGCUGCACUUGCACUCGCUCCUUUUGCAUUCAUUUUUGAGAGGAAAUUUAGGCCAAAGAUGACACUCCGUGUCUUUUUACAGAUAAUGGCGCUCGGAUUUUUGGAGCCAGUGGUUGAUCAAGGCUUCACUUUCUUGGGAAUGCAAUAUACGUCUGCUUCAUUUGCAUCUGCUUUAAUGAAUGCUGUGCCCUCUCUCACUUUUGUGCUUGCCGUAAUUCUAAGGUUAGAGCGUGUAAAUAUGAAGGAGCUACGUAGCUUAGCGAAGGUGAUUGGGACAUUGGUAACCUUUGGAGGUGCUUUGUUAGUGACACUCUACAAAGGCCCACAAAUCCACCUUUUUUAUUCUCCAAACAAAAGUCACCACCAAGAAGCAAGUCACUCCCCUGAGGGUAUCCGGCACUGGGUCUCGGGGACUCUCUUUCUACUCUUGGGUUGUGUGGCUUGGUCAUCUUUCUUCAUUUUACAGUCCUUAACAUUGAAAAGGUAUCCAGCAGAAAUUUCACUCUCCUCUUUGAUCUGCUUCGUGGGUGCUUUGCAAGCUGGAGUUGUUGCAUUGGUGGCCACGCAUCACUCUGGGCCUCAAUCAUGGGCCUUGGGCUGGGACUUCAGGCUAUUCGGCCCCCUCUACACGGGAGUAGUUACCUCAGGAAUUACGUACUAUGUGCAAGGGUUAGUAUUGCAAAGCAGAGGCCCUGUAUUUUUAACAGCCUUCAACCCUCUCUGCAUGAUCAUAACUUCUGCUUUAGGCUCCUUCCUUUUUGCAGAGCAACUUCACUUGGGCAGUAUCAUUGGAGCCAUCAUUAUCGCAUUGGGUCUUUACUCAGUGGUGUGGGGUAAAGGCAAAGACUAUUCGAACUCCAUGCCAUCAUCACCUACAACAAAGCACACGGAGACACAACAGCUUCCAAUGACCUCAUCGGAUAUCUAA